Molecule: messenger RNA, 420 nt
Organism: Henningerozyma blattae CBS 6284
Lineage: Eukaryota; Fungi; Ascomycota; Saccharomycetes; Saccharomycetales; Saccharomycetaceae
Exons: 1
Coding region: 1-420 (139 amino acids)
Source: RefSeq, a predicted model, not a curated record
AUGAAAAGAGUGCGUGGACCAUUUGAAGAGGAAUUUAACUAUUCUAACGAGGUAAGGGCAAAACUUCUCCACAAAUCCCAUUAUGUAAUAUGCGAUGAGACGCCUUGUGACAAUUUAGCUAUAGCGCUAGAGUUAUAUCCAUCACACGUUGAACAGUUACAUACAUUUAUUUGUAGUGCUUGCACUGCAAACUUACAUGACGAAAGGAUAUUAGAAUUACAUUUAGAGGAGUUUCAUAACCCUUUAAACCCGCCACAACCCGAUCUUAGUAAUCCUAUAAAGGGACUAAGAUGCUAUGAACCAAAUUGUUACUGCAGGUUUUUAAAUCAUAGUCAUAGAGUUCACCAUUUAAGAGUAGACCAUUAUUAUCCCAGUAGUUUCAAUUUCGAUAUUGUAUAUGGAAAUAUGUCCAAAAAAUAA